UGAUUGGUCGUUUCCGUGUAACAGCGCAGUACAUGGAGGUCUUGUCAAGCACCGAGGAGGGAGGGGAUACUUUAAUGGCCGUCAGGAGCACUUCAAAAUGCAAAAACUCCGGAUUAACAGCUAUAUUUAGACUGGAAUAGCUUUUGAUGUUCAUCAGACUUUUACUUUAUCAAACGGUAUCGUUUAUUUUCACAAAUGUCAUAUUUGUUAUACCGCUUUUAUCGCACGAGACGGACUUUACCCGCUUGAUUUGUGCGUUAGUGGGGGAUCAGGCCUAGCCGGCUGGAAACAAGCGGACGGUUAGUUAGUCACCGGAGUUGAAAGGGAAUAUGUAACAUACAGUUACAAACAUGACGUCAAGAUUUGGUAAAACAUACCACCGCAAGGGAGGGGAGGCAAAUUCCAAGUUUGAAGAAGUCAUCUCAAAUAAAAGGCCUACCCUAACCACCAAAUGGGGGGAGACCACGUACAAGGCUCAACUUGGAGCCAAACGGCCCACACUGAAACCUGAUGUAUCCGAGUUUCCCAAGAGGCCGAGGCUUGAGCCCAGUGACAGCGAAGAAGACCCUUUUGGCUUCGACAGCGAUGAAGAGUCAAAGACUGUAACUACUCACAAUAUGUCUGAAACAAAGAUCUCAGAGGGCGUUGCAACAAAGGUGGACGUAGUGCAAGAUCGGAAGACAGUUCCUAUUGUGACAGCUGCACAGGCCUCUGCAAGUUCAACCUCUACUUUCACAAGUAAACAAUCAUCAGUAGAGAAGGAUAUUAAAAGCAGCCAGCCAUGGUACAAAAUUGGUCCCAGUGGCAUCCAGAAGAGCACGCCCACAACCAGUCUGUCAAACAUGGCUCCUUUCGAUCAUUCAAACUUCUCUGUGUCUGAGAAAGCCGUUUCUGUGUCUUCAGAAGUGUACACCUCCAUUAAAUUGUCAGCGGAUGAAGCAAGAGGGAGUGGAGACCUUCAAAACCCCUAUGAUGGACAUUUGUCAGAAGAAAAUAGGAACGCAGAAGACCUUUCAAUAGAGCCAUCACCAGAAAUAGUCGACAACAUCCCUCCCUCUCCAUUUACCUUAAGAGCGUCCAAUUGCAAGAAGUACCAGCGGCCUGGCCGGGCUUGCAAAACACUAUCUGAACCUGCUGAAAACAACAGCCACCAGCCCACGAAUGCAGCGAGUACCCAAGAUAAAGCCAGCACUGCCCUUUCUGCUAGUUCAAGUGCUGCUGCUAAAACUGCAGCCAAGCCUGCUGGCAGGGGGGGCGGGAGGGUGCGGGACUACACCGUUCUUCACCCUUCCUGUCUGUCAGUGUGCAAUGUCACCAUCCAGGACUCAAUAGAGCGGGGAAUCGAUGAACUCGCCACUCCAGCUGCCCCCGCUGACCUCGGGGAAGCGGGGCAGAUGAAAAAAAAAUCCGACCCGCAGCCAGCUAAACUUGCCAGGUUCCGGCCCGCACAGACAAAAACCAAGAAGACCAAGACGGAGACCAAGCUGGAGUUCUUUGGUUUUGAGGACAAAGAGGGCGAAGAAGGCAACGACAGCUCAGAGGGAGUCAUGGCAGGCAAGAGCAGCUACAAGAUCAAGUACUUUGGCUUUGAUGACCUGAGUGAGAGUGACAGCGAUGAUGAAAGCACUCAGGCCAAAGAAAAGAAAGCUAAGAGGGCGGCAGCGGCUUUAAUGUCUCUGAGCUCCAGUGUGGACAGCCCCCAAACCAGCGAUUCCCAGGACAGUCAGGCCAGCAGCAAUACAGAUACUUUUGAGUUUGCCGAUGACUCCAGUCCGUGUGGCGCCGACGGUCAGAAAGGACGACAAGGGAAGUCGAGUGACAAAUCAAAGGAAGGAGGAACUGGUCUCAAGAAGAUUUUCAGUGGACCCAAAAAGUCCCCUUCCAAAGCUGUUUACAAUGCUCGCCAUUGGAACCAGCCCGAGCCUGAGGAUAUCCCUGCGCCUCCACUGUCCCGGUCUCAGACGGCUCCGGCCAUGUUAUCCAGCAGCAGCAAGGACAGCAACUCCCAUAAAGAUGAUGGCUUGUUCAAAGCCCCCCCGCCGCCCCCCAAAGUCAUUAAGUCAGAGACCAUCCCCACGCGACUUAACCAGGACAUCGUGACGACGCUAAAGUGCAGGAAGGAACACAAAGAGCUGUACACAGUAGUGCAACACGUGAAACACUUCAAUGACGUGGUUGAGUUUGGUGAAAAUCAAGAGUUCACAGACGACUUUGAGUACCUGGAGACCGGCUUGAAGAGCAGUCAGCCACUUAACACCAGAUGCCUUAGUAUAAUCAGCCUGGCCACGCGCUGUGCGAUGCCGAGUUUCAGGAUGCACCUGCGAGCCAGAGGAAAGGUGGCACAGGUUUUCAAAAUGCUCAGCGAUGCUCCCCAACACCCAAAUCUUGCACUUUGCACGGCCGCCCUAAUGUACAUUCUGAGUCGUGACCGGCUGAACAUGGAUCUGGACCGAGCCUGUCUGGAGCUGAUGAUCAAGCUCCUGGAACUGGACCAGGACUUCUCGGGCCACCAGGACGAGCUCACUGCGAAGGAAAUGGCAAAGGUCAAGGAGAAGAUCAGGAGACUGUGUGAGACUGUGCACAACAAGCAUCUGGACUUGGAGAACAUCACGACGGGCCAUCUUGCCAUGGAAGCUCUGCUUUCUCUGACCUCUAAGAGAGCUGGAGAUUGGUUUAAAGAGGAGUUGAGGCUGCUGGGCGGCUUGGACCACAUCGUCGAUAAGGUAAAAGAGUGUGCAGAGAACCUGAGCCAAGAGGACGACAAAGAGAAGCUCGUCGGGUCUUUAUGGGGAGCUGAAAGGUGUCUGAGAGUGCUCGAAAGUGUGACUGUGCAGAACCCUGAAAACCAGGGUUACCUAAUCGCCUACAAAGACUCUCAGCUCAUUAUCUCCUCUGCCAGAGCUCUGAGAUGCUGCGAGGAUACGAUCCAGCGGUACAGCCGGACGAUAAAUAACAGCGCCGCGCCGUCCUCGGGUGACGCGUCGCCCCACGGCAGCUGCAGCAACGUGGGCAAAGCGAUGGAGGACUGCAUGAGGGCCAUCAUCGGGGUGCUGCUCAAUCUGACCCACGACAACGAAUGGGGAAGCACCAAGACUGGUGAGCAGGAUCAGUUAAUAACAACUGCUCUGAAUUGUGUUCUUCGAGUUCCACGCUACAUCCCACAGGAGCAGCGCUUCGAUGUGCGAGUACUGGGAUUGGGUCUCCUGAUCAACCUGGUGGAGUACAGCUCCAGAAACCGGCACUGUCUGGUGGACAUGGAGUACAGCAUCGACGACGCCUGCUUGGAAGACAGCCUGAUGGCGCCUUCUGACUCAGCACAAUCGGAGGCGGCAGCACAGUCAGCCGACACUCAGGGAGACGCGGCAGACAAGCCGAAACCCUCCGGAGCUUUGGCUGCCCUGGUGCAGCUCUUCCUGGAGAGGGAGCGCGCUGCCAUCCUGGCUGAGGCAAAGACUGACGAUCUCAUCAGCGAAGCGCCCAAACCGGCGCUGGACCAAAGCGGCGAGUGGCAGGAGACGUCGGGGGAGAUCCAGUGGGUGGCGUCUGAAACGAACAACAGCCAGACGGAGAAGAAAGAGGAGGAAGAUGAAGAGCUGGACCUAAAUAAAGCUUUGCAGCAUGCAGGGAAGCAUAUGGAAGACAGCAUCGUUGCCUCCUACACUGCUCUGCUGCUGGGCUGCCUCUGCCAGGGCAGCCAGGUAAACGUGACUACUGUGAGAGAGCAUCUGCCAAAAGGGGAUUUCUCCAUCAUGACGGAAAUGCUGAAGAAGUUCUUGAGUUUCAUGAACCUCACUUGUUCUAUGGGGACCACGGGACAGAAGUCCAUCUCACGGGUCAUUGACUACCUGGAGCACUGUUAACACCCGGCAAACUCGAACUCUGCACAUUCGAAGGGUAUCAGGAUACUGCCCCGCCCCCUCCGUACUACCCAAUAGGAGAAGGGGGGGCAGUUGAGCGCCACUCCUUCAAAACAAACAAAAAAAAUCUCACAAAUAGACGCAUACAUCGCAAAUGCAGAAGUUCCAAUCUUUCUGGAGCACAGCCUGAACCAAAGUCCUGCUAAAGCUGACAGACACGUCGUCUUCUCUCCGUCACCAACCCACACUCGGACUGGGAGACCUAAUAAUCCAGCCGGCAUCUCCAUAAUCCAUGCAACGUCACACGGGAUGAAAUCAAAGCAGACCUUUUUCCACGGACGGCCCGGAAAAGGUUUCGACAAAAGCGGUCCUCCCAAGAGCAGACUGCCGCUCGCUGUCAGGUCUUGAUUUCUGGUUGCAUAGCAGGAGCGUGAAGACCCGAAUCAGAUUUCAUGGAUCAUUACAUUUUAAUUUCUGCUUAUCCACAUUCAAGCCAAGGGUGAAAUCAUUGAUCAGGAGAAAACUCAAUCAUUUUCAUGGAUGUUAGAAUGACGUCUGCAUGGAAACAGAAAAUGGAAGGAUUUCUGAAUGCAAACAUUCAUUUCAAUCGAACUCCUUUUUUUUCCGCGGGUAAACUGAAUGUUUGAGAACAUUUUUAAGCUCUUGCUUUCAUCAUGCUGGUUUCUUUUUUUUUCCCCUGCUUUUGACUGAAAGACGGCCCUUCAAAACCUUUUUCCCCCACAACAAAAACGCCAUGUUUGCCAAUGUUUCAGUGUGGUCGCAUUUUUUUAGUUUUAGAUCAUUUAAAUCUCAUUGAACAGUGUGGAAUUGUUGUACGGAUUUUAAGCUGAACUCACCUGAUGAACUAACGUAGUGGUUCUGCUUCAUUUUUACUGAAAUUUUAAAAAAUUAUAUAUUUAAUUUAAUGCUUUUACCUUCUGUUUGUGUAAAUGCAUCGUCUUUACCCAGUGAGAAUCCGUCAGUAUAAUGAUGUCAUUAAAUAGGUUGAUGCUGAACAGAAAAUAUGUAUUUUGAAAAGUAAUAGCUUUAGCUUAAAAAAAAACUUUAGCUACAUUUUAAAUUGAUUUUAUGGUGCAGCUUUUCUCCACACUCAUUUAUUUAUUCUGCCGCCACGUCAUUUACCCGUGAUUAUGCACGCCAACCUCUACGGAGCCUCCACCGACGACUGCUCGUACGUGUCUGAACCCGACAGCCAUACCUGUAUAAACAUCGCUUGCAUCUGGUUUGUAGAGCUGCGGCGAACACGAUUACAACUUUGUUUACUGAUGUUUGCUUUGGAAAACUAAACUGAGUUUUAGAAUGUAAAUACUCUUGUACAUAGCAGUUUAUGGACGUAUAAAAUAUUCCGACUGCUUUGUUCCCCUCCUUCUCCCCCCUCUUUUCUUGAAGCUGAUAUUUUCUACAAAAAAGUCCUGAGUUUGAUGAAAAAAUGAAAUAAAAUUUGAAAAAAAAAUGUAGGAAGAGAAAAAUGUUUGUACCUGUUUUAAGAACAUUAUUCCUGGUUACAUGUAAAUAAUUGUAUCUCCACAAAAGUGAAAAAAAAAGAAAAAAAAAA
Molecule: messenger RNA, 5433 nt
Organism: Oryzias melastigma (Indian medaka)
Lineage: Eukaryota; Metazoa; Chordata; Actinopteri; Beloniformes; Adrianichthyidae
Gene: wapla
Product: WAPL cohesin release factor a
Exons: 20
Coding region: 351-3860 (1169 amino acids)
Biological process (GO): regulation of chromosome condensation
Source: RefSeq, a predicted model, not a curated record